Molecule: messenger RNA, 1157 nt
Organism: Papaver somniferum (opium poppy)
Lineage: Eukaryota; Viridiplantae; Streptophyta; Magnoliopsida; Ranunculales; Papaveraceae
Product: universal stress protein PHOS32-like
Exons: 2
Coding region: 154-870 (238 amino acids)
Source: RefSeq, a predicted model, not a curated record
AUAGAGCUGUCUUUCUCAAAAUCGAUCUAAGUUACUUGCAUUAAUAUAUUCCGUUUCUCUCGAACAAUCGCAAAGAACAAGUAAUCGGAAAAUCUUUGUUAAUUUGUAGCACAAAUCCAAACAAUCCAGAGAUUCAAAUCGAAAACCCAGAAAAUGAUUCCACAACACAUCAAGCCAGUAUCAACAAGACCAUCAUCAUCAGCAACAGUGAUUCAACCAUCCUCACCUCGAUUCCCCUUCUCAUCAAACACACCAACCUCAACAGCAAACCGUCGUAUCGCAAUUGCUGUAGAUCUAAGUGAUGAAAGUGCUUAUGCUGUAAAAUGGGCAGUUCAAAAUUACUUACGUCCUGGUGAUGCUGUAAUACUUUUACACGUACGACCAACUAGUGUUCUUUAUGGUGCUGAUUGGGGUUCAACAGAUGUAUCAAUUACUGACACAGAUGAAGAAUCACAGCAGAAAUUAGAAUCUGAUUUUGAUGCUUUUACUAAUACUAAAGCAACUGAUUUAGCACAACCAUUAGUUGAAGCAUCAAUCCCAUUUAAGCUGCAUAUUGUGAAAGAUCAUGAUAUGAAAGAAAGACUUUGUUUGGAAGUUGAGAGAUUAGGGUUAAGCACUGUGAUUAUGGGUAGUCGGGGAUUUGGUGCUUCUAAAAGGAGUAGUAAAGGAAGACUUGGUAGUGUUAGUGAUUAUUGUGUUCAUCAUUGUGUUUGUCCUGUUGUUGUUGUUAGGUUUCCAGAUGACAAAGAAUCUGGGGAUGGGGAUGAUGAAACUACAAAGGUGUCUCCAUUGGAAAAGGAGGUUGAGCUUCAUCCUGUACCUGAGGAAGAUCAGGAGUAUCAUGAUGCCCCUGAGGAACAGAAAGCUUGAAGCUUUUUCCUGCUUAGAAGCCUAGAUGUUGUAACCGAGUCAAAUCGAGGCCAAGGAAGUUGAGAUGUUUCUGACAAAUGAUGGAGAAGUUUCUGGAGUGGGUUUAUGCAAUGUAAUUGAACACUUGUAGUUUUUAUUGCUUUCUAUUUCUGUCUCUACCUUUCUACUGUCCAUCUACUUCCGUGUAACUGUCCUACUUGUGCUGUUGUUGGAUGAUAUAUUAUCAAAUCUGUAAUUCUUGAGUUAUUUUAUAUUAUUGUCUUCCAGUUAAAUGCUGGUAUCAACUU